AUGGCUCGGGCAAAGCCAACAGCGAGGCGUCGUGCCCCACCCUCUCGCGUUCACUUACAAGUUGGAACCGAUGAUCUGAUACCGGCACCUUUGGUGGAACGCUUCGUGAAGAUUGCGACCUCUGAGAAGGAAUCUUCACCGCAAAGCCCCGAGCCCCCUACCAAGCGGCGCAAGCUGGAUACGUCUAUAUUGGUUGCAAAAACCAAGCUUACUGUGACCCGACAAUGCACAGCUUCUUCCCAAAUAUCUGUUUCUUGCAAGGGAGUUGAGAAGCUAAUGAGUGUUCAUCUAAGAGACACUCGGCUCUCCUUUUUCUCAUCCGAAGGCUGCCCAGUCGACCCUUUCCGCGCGACCAUCAAUCUCCGAAGACUGGAAAUAGACAACCACUUACAAAUUCUAAGCAAUUUAUUCCAAAGCUCCAAACUAUCUCGGCCUAACGAACUAUGGACUACAGUCGACAUGAAACUUGAGUGGCGGGAAAGGCAGGUUAAGAUGUCGUUUUCCUACAACUUUUACUGGAACGAUUCUCCGUCACUUGACUCGCACCAUAGACCAGCCGCGGAUCGCAAAGAGAGCCAGAAGCUCAUCAACUUUAUAUUGCGUGGUUCCCCCUCUGCUGGUCCGCCUCUUUGGUCAGGAUGGUCUCCUAUGGACUUUUACGAUGCUGCUUUUGUCCCUCCAAAGGAUGAUAAAGUAGCGGAGACUAUUCACAUCGCUGCCAUGAAGUCAACAUUGUUCCCGUAUCAAAAAAGGUCGUUACAAUGGCUUUUGCAGCGCGAAGGCGUGCAGUGGUCUGAAUCAACCGGCGGCCUUGUCCCAUACAUAGCUAGCGAUCGAGAGGCUGUCUACGACUUCGAGAAAUUUGCAGACCUGAAUGGGGAAGAAUACUACUUGAGCGAAACACUUCAUACAGCUACUAGAGAUCUGGCACUAUUUCGAGAAGCGGAGGCCUCGAUCAAAGGCGGCAUUCUGGCGGAAGAGAUGGGACUAGGCAAAACCCUGGAGGUUAUCGGCCUAAUCAUGCUUCAUGCAAGAUCACGGCCUCUGGUGCAGAGUACCGAUGAGGCCCAAGCCAAACUCACGCCGACUGGUGCUACAUUAAUUGUGACACCCCCAUCGUUAAGAGAUCAGUGGGUAUCUGAGAUUAGUCGGCACGCCCCUAGCUUGAGCGUCGAAGUUUAUGAAGGCCGGAAAAAGAUCUCAGACGAUGAUGAAGAGCAUAUUAUUAACGAGCUUGCUGGUCACGAUAUAGUCAUUACAACUUACUCAGUGCUAUCUUCCGAGGUUCAUUAUACUACUGCGCCCCCAGAGCGCUCGCGGCGGCAUGCUCGAGUGUACCAGCGACCGAUCUCCCCUCUUACCCAGAUUUCAUGGUGGCGGAUAUGCCUGGAUGAGGCACAAAUGAUUGAAAAUGGCUACAGCCAGGCGGCUAAAGUGGCUCGUGUCAUUCCCAGAGUCAACGCUUGGGGCAUCACUGGUACUCCUGUAAAGAACAGCGUUGAAGACCUUCAAGGGCUACUGUUGUUCUUGCAAUAUGAGCCAUACUGUUAUACGAAAAGUGAUUGGGACCAUCUACGUUGGAACAAGUCUGGAUUUCAGCGUUUAUUCAACAAGAUUGCUCUCCGACACACAAAAUCAAUGGUAAGAGAUGAGUUGGUUCUACCUUCCCAGAAACGUUUUGUCAUCAGUAUGCCUUUCACAGCUGUCGAGGAGCAACACUACCAGUCUAUCUACCGGGAUAUGGCAGAAGCUUGCGCUUUGAGCCUUGACGGAGAACCGCUUGUGGAAGACUGGAAGCCGGGUGAUCAUGCAGCAAACAUGAGAACUUGGUUGGUGCGGCUAAGACAAACUGCACUGCAUCCCGAAGUUGGAAGCUACAACCGCCGAAUACUUGGCCACAACAAGAACCGGCCGAUGAGAACUGUUGAAGAGGUCUUGGAUGCAAUGCUCGAACAGAGCGAAAGCGCCAUUCGAGUGGACGAGAGGGCUUAUUUGUCAAGUCAGCUCACACGAGGCCAGCUGUACGAAAAUAGCCCACGAGUCAAAGAGGCUUUGGAAAUAUGGAAAUUGGUUCGCGAGAAGACUCGAGAACUCGUUUCUGAAGCACGAGCAGAGCUUCAAGCUCUGCUGAUGGACAGGGGAGGUGGAGGUUCUGCAGCCGCCAACGCCGAUGACCUUGGUAUGGAGUCGGAAGAUGAUGAAGAAGUUGAGGGUAAGGGACAACUAAACGAGAGUCGGCGGCGACUCCGAUCUGCAUUGGAGAUGGAGCAUAGAGCUGUAUUCUUCUGCGCGAACGCAUACUUUCAAAUUCGAGAGAACCCAGAAAUGGUUGAGCCGGAUUCCGAACAGUUUUAUCAAAUGAAGAAGCUUGAGGAUGAUGGUUAUGAAGAAGCGAAAGUCAUCCGAAGAGAGAUUCUACGCGAGUCUCACCGCAGAGCAACUCGAUCGAUGACCAAGCUGGCACAAAAGGCAUCUGAGCAAUCUUUCGUCGAGAUCCCGGACCUCACAGUCAGCGACGAACGGGGUAUCGAGAGCCGCCGCAUCAUCGAUGACCUGGAGACAUUGUGCGGCGAGCUAAACGAUCAAGCUAAUCUAAUUGACGAGUGGAGGGAGCAUAUUAUCGGGUUACUCCUGAAACCCCUGGUUGAUGAAGAAGGCGACGCUGAAACAACCGGCGAAGAAUAUGGCGAGUCAGCUGAGAUUCAGGACGAACUUAUGGUAUACGUCCAAAGUCUUGGAGCCGUUAUUGCUGACCGACAGGAUGCUCUGACGGGACAGACAAACGAACUGGUCAAGCAUGAAACCAGGACAUCGCUGAGACAGGCAGAAAGCGGCGAAGGACCAGCUCCAGAGAAACUAAUCGAGCUUAUGAUGUUGCGUGAUCAGAGGAAACCGAACUCGACAUCAAUGCGAAGUAUUAUCAGCAGGUUUCGGGCCUUGACUUCAAAAGUCUCAAAAGAUACAACACGAAACAUUUUGGAGGGCAGAAUUGUAGAUCGACAACUCAGAGCGACACAGGAAGCCAUGAACACACAAAGCAAGCUAGCUCUUGAAGCGGAGGUUGACAACUUCAAAACCAUUAUGAACCUACGGUUGGAGUACUAUCGUCAGUUGCAGGCUGUUUCCGACAGCGUUCUCCCUUACGAGGGCCCUGACGUUACAGAUGUAAUUGAGAAGAAGAUGAAGAAGACUGAGGAUGAUUUUCGUAAAAAGCUUUCUGCAGCGAAAGCCAAACACAGAUACCUUCAACAUCUCAAGGAAGCAGGAGACAAUUCCAACGAGCCACGGAUGUGUGUGAUCUGUCAGACUCCGUUCACGAUUGGUGUUCUUACCGUAUGCGGCCACCAGUUCUGCAAAGAAUGCAUAAAGCUAUGGUUUAAAUCGCACCACAACUGCCCUGUGUGUAAAAUGGAACUGAAGCCUUCUAAUUUGCACGAUAUCACCAUCAACCCUCUGCAGCUCAAAUUGCACGGCGACGACUCAGACCAGGUGCAUGGCGGCACCGAAAAGAACUCGCAACGAAAGCAAAGCGGACUUCAAAGAAAAACAGGGAUUUACUCUGAGUUCAACACAGAUAAACUGGCUGAGAUCCAAAACAUCAAGUUGGAUGGGCCUUCAUUUACUACAAAGGUUGACACUCUUGUCAAACAUCUGAUGUGGCUAAGAGAAUCAGACCCGGGCGCAAAGUCAAUCGUUUUCUCACAGUAUAAGGGAUUUCUGGAAAUUCUGCGAAAUGCUUUUGCUCGAUUCGGAAUCGGGCACGCGUCAAUCGACGAUUCGGGCGGCAUCAAACGUUUUAAAGAAGACGCUUCGGUCGAGUGCUUUCUCCUCCAUGCCAGAGCCCACUCGAGUGGUCUUAACCUUGUCAACGCAAGCCAUGUAUUUCUUUGUGAGCCCCUCCUCAAUACAGCCCUUGAGCUCCAAGCUAUCGCGCGUGUGGACCGUAUUGGCCAAACACACGAGACAACAGUGUGGCUUUAUUUGGUGUCCGGCACGGUCGAGGAGUCGAUUUACAACCUCUCGGUGCAAAGGCGAAUGGAGCACAUGAGUCGUGCCAGUAAGGGAAAAUCGAAGGAGUCUACUCCAGAGCUACUCGAUGCGAAUAUCGAGGCGGCUAACACACUUGAGCUUGAGCAAGCCUCUCUUACACACCUGAUGAGCAAGGACAAAACGGCUGGCGAGAACGUAGAAGAGGAUGACUUGUGGCAAUGCCUGUUUGGGCACGCUGCUCGCGAGGGCAACGAACCCGAGAGGGAUGCAAGGACCUAG
Messenger RNA from Fusarium pseudograminearum CS3096, 4269 nucleotides. RefSeq lists its product as uncharacterized. Lineage: Eukaryota; Fungi; Ascomycota; Sordariomycetes; Hypocreales; Nectriaceae. Gene Ontology annotation, biological process: DNA damage response; protein polyubiquitination. Gene Ontology annotation, molecular function: ATP-dependent chromatin remodeler activity; ubiquitin protein ligase activity; ATP binding. The record is from RefSeq and is a predicted model, not a curated record. The coding region runs from base 1 to 4269 and encodes 1422 amino acids. The transcript has 3 exons. Gene Ontology annotation, cellular component: nucleus.